Corythoichthys intestinalis (scribbled pipefish) is the source of this 3174-nucleotide messenger RNA. RefSeq names its product homeodomain-interacting protein kinase 1-like. Gene Ontology annotation, molecular function: transcription corepressor activity; protein serine/threonine kinase activity; protein tyrosine kinase activity. Bases 205 to 1548 code for a protein of 447 amino acids. NCBI's taxonomy places the organism in Eukaryota, Metazoa, Chordata, Actinopteri, Syngnathiformes, Syngnathidae. The record is from RefSeq and is a predicted model, not a curated record. Gene Ontology annotation, cellular component: nucleus; cytoplasm; PML body. Gene Ontology annotation, biological process: positive regulation of transcription by RNA polymerase II; smoothened signaling pathway; peptidyl-threonine phosphorylation. The transcript is spliced from 2 exons.
ACCAAAUACGACUGCGAGUUAAACACUAAAUAACGUGUGAGUGUAUUUAAAACAACUAAUCCGAGCAUGAAAAGGCACCACUCUAAUGCAGAGGCCAAACGAACAAACUCAGAACUCUGGAGCAGAUCUGCUAGGAUCUCGUUACAAGUCAUCUGACCAAACUUGAAAUUUAAUUUUAUGCCAUUUUCUUAACUAAAUGGAACGAUGUCAUCGCGCAUAAGUUCUGUAACUUCAGGUGCAUCAUAUGAAUCAGUGCUGACGGUAACAUGCGACAUCCUGAAAGGCCAGAUAUUAAACAGUGGUUCCUCGCCAUACACCAUCCUGGAGUUUGUGGGUGAAGGUCGUUUCGGAAAAGUGGCCAAAUGCCUAAAAAAACCCACUUUGGACACAGUGGCAAUCAAGAUCAUCAGGAAAGGUGCUGCUUUUAUGAGGGAAACUGAGAAAGAGCUAACCAUGCUGAACAUGGUCAGUGUCUUGAACCCAGACCAUGCCAAUAUCAUCAAAUUCUUCGAAAGGUUUGAAUACAUGGGACAUACCUGUCUGGUUUUUGAGAUGCUAGACUGUCACUUGUUUGACUUGCUCACAGGACGAGACUGGGAGCCAAUGUCUCUGAGCGAAAUCCGCUCAAUUGCCAUGCAGCUGCUGGUGGCCUUGGAUGCUCUUAAGCCUCUUGGCAUUCUACACACAGAUAUCAAGCCAGACAACGUCAUGUGUGUCAACAAGCAAGUCCGUCCCCUCAGGGUAAAAUUAAUAGACUUUGGUCUCGCUCUUGUAGUCUCCAGCGUUCAUCCGGGAAUGAAAAUACAGCCUAAAGGUUACAGAGCUCCAGAAGCUGCCCUUGGCCUUCCCUUCAAUGAGGCUGUCGACAUUUGGAGUGUCGGUUGCAUACUAGGAUUCCUCUACAUUGCUGACAACCUUUUCCCUGUAGACUGCGAAUACCAGAUGAUGAAGUGUAUGGUGGAUGUCCUUGGUCAGCCAGAGGACCGUAUGCUCUGCGCUGGGAAAUAUACCAAGCGUUUCUUCACUAUGGAGGGAGGCAGUGAAGGUCGACUCUACAGACUGAGGACACCAGAGGAGUAUGAGGUUGCCAACCAUGUUACACUUCUUGAGUGGAGUUGCAUAAUUGAACCUCCCAGCUCCCUGGACGACCUUAUCAACUUUUAUCCUGUCCUGGAGGUGGGGGAGUUGGAGGAUCGAAGAGAAUUUGUUGAGCUGAUGAAAUGCUUGCUGGACCUUGAUGGUGACCAAAGGAUCUCCGCUCAACAGGCCUUGCUGCACCCAUUUAUUACACUGGCUCACCUGAACAAAGACCCUGACUACCAGUACAGUGAUUAUUUCCACACUGCUCGCAGCAUGAUGAGCAAUGUGGGAGAGGGAGCCUGCAAAGACAAAGAUCCAGAGAAGCAGUGUUCUGAUAGGGACAGACCCAUUAAAACCGCAAAACCGACUACACUGGAUUCUUCUCAGACAAUUUUGAAGCGAUUAUACAGAUUCUGUCGCAGUAUUACCUCACUAUUUUCAUGUUUUCGACCCGUGGUCGAUGACUAAACUGUAAACAGUUCUGAGAUAUUUUUCUGUAUAUUUUAAUUACGAUCUGUUUCUGGUUAGUCCCACAAUAUUUUUUAAAUUCAUAUGAUUAAUUAUUAAUAAUUAAAAACAAAAUAACGUCCACUAAAUUAUACUAGUCCUUCUAAGAAAAUUAGCAAAUUGUGAUUAAGUUCAUUAUUUUCUGUAAUGUACUGAGAAACAUUAGACUUUCAUAUAUUUUAGAUUAAUUACACACAACUGAAGUAGUUCAAGCCUUUUAUUGUUUUAAUACUGAUGAUUUUGGCAAAAAAAAGUCUAGAAAAACCAAAAAUGCCUAUCUCAAAAAAUUAGCAUAUUUCAUCCGACAAAUACAAAAAAAGUGUUUUUUAAUACAAAAAAAAAGCCUUCAAUUAACCUUCAAUUAAUUAUAUCAGCUAUUCACUCAAUACUUGGUCGGGAAUCCUUUUGCAGAAAUGACUGCUUCAAUGGGGCGUGGCAUGGAGUCAGUCAGCCUGUGGCACUGCUGAGGUGUUAUGCAGGUCCAGGAUGCUUCGAUAGCGGCCUUAAGCUCAUCCACAGUGUUGGGUCUGGUGUCUCUCAACUUCCUCUUCACAAUAUCCCACAGAUUCUCUAUGGGGUCCAGGUCAGGAGAGUUGGCAGGCCAACUGAGCACAGUAAUACCAUGGUCAGUAAACCAUUUACCAGUGGCACUGUGAGCAGGUGCCAGGUCGUGCUGAAAAAUGAAAUCUUCAUCUCCAUAAAGCUUUUCAGCAGAUGGAAGCAUGGAGUGUUCCAAAAUCUCCUGAUAGCUAGCUGCAAUCACCUUGCUCUUGAUAAAAAACAGUAGACCAAAACCAGCAGCUGACAUGGCACCCCAGACCAUCACUGACUGUGGGUACUUGACACUGGACUUCGGGCAUUUUGGCAUUCCCUUCUCCCCAGUCUUCCUCCAAACUCUGGCACCUUGAUUUCCGAAUGACAUCCAAAAUUUGCUUUCAUCUGAAAAAAGUACUUUGGACCACUGAGCAACAGUCCAGUGCUGCUUCUCUGUAGCCCAGGUCAGGCGCUUCUGCCGCUGUUUCAGGUUCAAAAGUGGCUUGACCUGGGGAAUGUGGCACCUGUAGCCCAUUUCCAGCACACGCCUGUGCACGGUGGCUCUGAAUGUUUCUACUCCAGACUCAUUCCACGGUUUCUGCAGGUCCUCCAAGGUCUGGAAUCGGCCCUUCUCCACAAUCUUUCUCAGGGUGCGGUCACCUCUUCUGGUUGUGCAGCGUUUCCUGCCACACUUUUUUAUUCCCACACACUUCCCACUGAGGUGUCUUGAUACAGCACUCUGGGAACAGCCUAUUCACUCAGAAAUUUCUUUCUGUGUCUUAGCCUCUUGCUUGAGGGUGUCAAUGAUGGCCUUCUGGACAGCAAUCAAGUCGGCAGUCUUGCCCAUGAUUGAGGUUUUGAGUAAUGAACCAGGCUGGGAGUUUUUAAAAGCCUCAGGAAUCUUUCGCAGGGGUUUUGAGUUAAUUCGUAUAUUCAGAUGAUUAGGUUAGUAGCUUCUUUAGAGUACCUUUUCAUGAUAUGCAAAUUUUUUGAGAUAGGGAUUUUUGGUUUUUCUUGACUUUUUUUGCCAAAAUCAUCAAUAUUAAAACAAUA